Messenger RNA from Medioppia subpectinata, 1152 nucleotides. The record is from the annotation of a GenBank genome assembly. NCBI's taxonomy places the organism in Eukaryota, Metazoa, Arthropoda, Arachnida, Sarcoptiformes, Oppiidae.
AUGAUUAAAUGUGAAGAGAAUAAAACCUUUGUCGAAAAACUCAUCGCCGAAGACAGUCAUCGAGAGUCGAGUGAAUCCACGAAAAGACAAUCAAUUGAUGAAAGAUUUGUCCGCAAAAGAAGACAAUUGAAGCGAAAGUCUAGUCAUAAACGAGUGAUUCGUAAACCAAAGCAUAACAAGACUUCAGUCAAGACUAACACUAAAACAAAUGCCAAACAAAUGAAUGAUAAGAACGAAGACAUGAGUGAAGAGUCGGACGAGAGUUAUGUCGAAGAAUUGGGCGAAGAAUCAGAUAAUAGUUAUAUCGAAACGAAGACAAAGAAAGCAAUCAAAAGACAUAAACCAACAAAAAGUGGUUCAAUUCUGGGCUCUCUUCUGACACCAGGUUUUAACGAAAGACAGAAAAUGUUUGAUUUGACCACAAAUUUAUACAAAUGUGCGAAAAGUGAUUGUCAAAAGACUUUUAAAACGGACACUGCAUUGCGUCAACACUUGUUUAGACAGCACUCAAAGACAUUCAAAUGUGAAUUCAAUGGAUGUGAUAAACAGUACCCAAACUUGGGUGGACUCAAGUAUCACAUGACCACACAUUCGAGUGAUAAACCGUUUAAAUGUGAUUACAAUGGCUGUCAGUUUAGGACGCAUUCCAACGCAUGCUUGACCGCGCAUUUAAACACACAUAACGGCAACCAAUUUGCCUGCGAUUUCAUUGGCUGCGAGAAGACAGUGACCUCUUUGCAGGGUUUAGACCGUCACCGACGAACCCACGGAAGCGAACCGACGUAUAAGUGUAGCACAAAUGGAUGCCGAGAAGCGUUCUUCACGGUAUCGCAACGCCGUAAACAUCAGGUCUCUGUCCACAACCGCAAGCCAUUGUUGAAACGCAAGCAUCCGUGCGAUUGGCCGGGAUGUGAGUGGACGGGCACUUCCAUUGGUCGCCAUAAACGGCAACACACGGGUGAGACGCCGUUCCCGUGUUUAUGGCCAGAGUGUGGCAAACGGUUCAAACAGUCAACCCUUUUAAAACAACACAUGAAUAUUCACAAUAACAUUAAGCCCUAUGUGUGUCAUUGGCCCGGAUGUACACACAGUUACGCCUACGCGGCUAACCUUCACUCACAUAUGAAGAGUUCGCAUCAAAUGGACAAUUAA